Messenger RNA from Cotesia glomerata, 3140 nucleotides. RefSeq lists its product as uncharacterized. The transcript has 8 exons. The record is from RefSeq and is a predicted model, not a curated record. NCBI's taxonomy places the organism in Eukaryota, Metazoa, Arthropoda, Insecta, Hymenoptera, Braconidae. The coding region runs from base 754 to 2988 and encodes 744 amino acids.
GCAUUGGUUUUAGUGAGUACGAGCCGGGACCGUAAGAAAUACGUAGUAGUAAGUGGAGAGCAGUCCGUUGUUUUCAGUGUGGCUGUACUCUGCUGACCCAAAUGAAUCCUACCGCCUGUCAGUCCUCGUUCGGGCUUCUUCGUGCGAGUUCCUUUCUAUUUUGACGUUCAUAAUUCCUCAAUAUUUUCCAUAAAUAAUUCAUAUUUUUCAUUGUUUUAGUAAAAAAAUAAUUAGUGCGCAGUUUUUUUUUUUUUAUUUCGGUUUAAUUUAAUUCACCUUGAUUUCUUCGAAAAUGUGAACUUUUGAGUUCCCGGUAAACUGGAUGCUGAUGAACUAAAAUAUCGGAACAUGUGUGCGGUUUAAAUAAGAUUAGUAGCAGCUGGGCUCGGUAGUAAGAGAAAAUAAGUGCAUGACUUAAAUAUACUUGGAUAUUGUGAAGCUUUAAAUAUAAUACACUGGUUUAAUAAUAAUAAUUUUACCAAUUGUUGAGGCCGAUGUGUCGAAUCAAGGAAUUAAAAGUGUGAUUUUUGCUUCAAGUGCGAAAGCAAUAUAAUACACUGUUGAAAAUUUUUAUGUGUAUUAACAGUUUUUAAAUACUAUGUGCAAGUGCAGCUCAAUGAUCCGGUUGCUCAGGAUAUCUAUCUGAUAACAAUUAGCCUUAAUAAGAGCACGUGGGAUUUUUUAAUGGAUACAACGCGAUGUCGCUGCGCUUCACGGUGUUAAUUAUCUACAAAAGACACUGACUUUACCAAAAUGCGUAGCGAGGUGGGCGAAUGGUUAGCAACUUGUGUCGGUUCUCCAAUUUGCAUACUGUUGUUAUCCUGGUCACUGCUGAUCUACCAGAACCAGCCGUCGUCCUUGAAGCGUAGGAUCGAUGUCCUCACAGUUGCCAUCAUCACACAGAGUUUGGCACAUCAAUUGGGGCUACUACUUUAUGCCAUACUUACACUUAUACGUCCAGUUAAUCACUUUGGAGAAAUAUGUUCAUCAUUAGUCUGGCUGCUGAAUUCCUCCAGCGUAUUGCAGCAACUGACUCUAACAUCAAUCGCAAUCUUCGCGGCGAUUUUCACCAAGGAAGACUCGAGCCUGACGAAGAACCACCUGAAGUACCACCUGGUCUCACUGACCGUGAUCAGCGCUUGCAUCGGAUUCACCGGAAUCCUCAACUUUGAAUCAGAAACUUGCGUGUUUCUGGCUCAAGAGAUUUCAGUCAAGUACGGGCUCUUCGUCAACGCACUGAAGAUCCUUCUGCUGUUCGGCACAAUUUGCGGUCUGUGCAUCACGAUAUUCAAGGACGCUUGUCAGUCCCCGAAGUCUGAGCUUCUGCAGUCGGUUUCUGACCUCUCGGACACUAGUUCCAAGAAUUCUGGGUUUGAUCAUCAGCAUCAUUGGGAUCCUUCUAACGGGUCUUUUACCAGUGGGUCUACUAAUUCUAGAGCUUGCUUAAGGAAGAGGAAGCCCAGGGUAGACGAGAGUGGAAGCAAGUCUACUGUAUUUAGCAUCUUGUUCGUCUGCUAUGUCUUCGAUCAUCUUCCUGUUUUGGUGAUUUCAAUAAGGCCUGAACUACUAAACGGCUUUUGCACGCCUCAAAACAUCGCAAUAUGGCUGCCGUUGAUAAAAGACACAUUACUGCCAGUAUUUCUCGCGAUAUUCGACAAAAUGUUCUGCCGAUACGUCGCUAAAGUUUACACCAAGCAAGAUAAUAUGCGAAAACUAGCUCACUGUGGCGUAGAUGGUAAAUUUCGUCAUUUUGAACAAGACGCUGAGUACAAAUUACAACUCAACCUAAACCAUGGCUUGAAAUUUCCGCUUACCAAUGGCAGCCUUUACGGCAGGCUUCAUAAUCAUCAAAACCGAGCACGAACUGGAACAAUAACAAUGGGCAUCCAGCACUACCCGCGCGCCCAAUCUCUAACAGAUGACAACUACGGUUCACUGCCUGCGGAACUGACUUCGUUCACGAGUUCCACAUUCGAACCUCGUCAGCACAAAGACUCUAAGACCAACUCAAUUGACACCCAGUCGACGCAACGGCUGAUAAAAAUGAACGAGAACUUUGAAUUCGGAACCAAAAGGAAGAUCUGCAGCACCGAUGUCUUUGGGCAGAACAUGGAGAACCUGGUCCAGCUGGAAGACCCCAAGAGGAAGCAGUUCGCCAGGAGUCUUGAUGAAAUCCGCGAGGAGGUUCCUAAGAAGGACAAGGACCUCAAGAUCCAGACCAGGAAGGACGAACAGGAGUUCACCCGAAAUUUGGUGAGACGCAACCAGAGUUUUGAUCAGUCAAAGUACCUGCGCGUGGGUCUGGAUUCAAGGACUUAUGACAUCAAGGACCUCAUUCGGAAGGACAGGCAGAUGGAUCUUAUGAGGAAGGACUAUGAUGAGGACGGGUUUGAUAGUUCUGAUGACGGAAGCUGCGAUUUUGAUAACGAGAACUUUGAUGACACUCUUAGUUCUUGUAAAAGUCGCAGUAGGAGCUGCUGUUCGGUUACUACUGUGGCUAAUGAUGAUUUUGAGUUCUUUCAAAGGAAAGGGACCAAGACCGAAAUAUUCUCACCGAAAAAAUUACCUGACAAAAUUAACAUGAGAUCAUUCACACCAAAGAUCAUCGACGACACCUGGAUCAUUGAGAACACCGCAUCUGUUAACAAAGUGAACCCUCUUGCAAAUAAUAAUAAAAACAUUCAUAAUAUUAGUAAUAGUAACAGUAAUAAUAAAAAUUCAUCAAAUAAAAAGAACGUAAAACUUAUCGUAAACACAAAACCGACGAUCCAGUCGUACCAUUUGAAGAAAAUCUCCCCCGGUUACUCGAUGAACGAUUUGGACAAGCUGUUCCCAGAGGAGAAAUCCCAAGAAAAGCUCGGCAAUGCUAGUCUCAAAGGCACCCUUAAAAGAUCCGAGAUCCACCAUGACAGCGUGAGCGACGCUACCCUAAGACACAUCGGAGGCUCCGCGCCGGAUUUCAAGAAGAUUUUCCUCGAAUGCGUUUGAUUUUGAAUCGUUUUAAUUAUGUUAAUGAUAAUGAAUAAAUUAAUGGUAUUACUAAUUAAUAUAGAGAGUAAUUAACUUAGCGAUUGUGUUCAAUGAUGUAAUAUAUAUUUUUUUAACUAUUUUAUUAACCCGUGUUUUUAUUAUUGAGUAAU